AUGACCUACGAACGCAGAACCUCACAGCCAGAGAACCCAUUCUCAAAGCUAGUCCCCGCACAGACAAUCGCCAUCAUCCCCGAAUUCACCCUCGACUCGGGCCACGUCCUCUAUCAAGUCCCAGUCGCUUACCGUACCUGGGGCUCCUUGAACGAAGCAGGAGACAAUGUCAUGAUCAUCUGCCAUGCCCUCAGUGGAAGCGCCGAUGUUGAGGAUUGGUGGGGUCCGUUGAUGGGACCUGGACGUGCUUUUGAUCCUGCAAAGUUCUUUAUCAUCUGCUGCAAUGUUCUCGGCUCACCCUACGGCACUGCUUCACCCGUCACCUUGAACCCAGAGACAAAGGUCAGCUACGGACCUGAAUUCCCCCUGGCCACCAUCCGCGACGAUGUCAGACUUCACAAGUUGAUUCUGGAUGACUUGGGAGUCAAGUCAGUGGCUAUCUGUAUUGGAGGUUCGAUGGGAGGAAUGCAGGUUCUAGAGUGGUCAUUCUUUGGACCAGAUUACAUCAAGGCUAUUGUGCCAAUUGCCACAUCUGCGAAACAUUCUGCCUGGUGCAUCAGUUGGGGCGAGGCCCAGCGUCAGUCGAUCUACAGUGACCCCAACUACCUCGACGGAUACUACACUGCAGAUGCCCCACCAUCGGUCGGUUUGGGCGCAGCAAGAAUGGCAGCAUUGUUGACCUACCGUUCACGCAACUCGUUCGAGUCCAGAUUCGGACGUAAGGUCAUGGACCAGCCCACGUUCUCUUCGGCUCGCGAGCCCGCCUCCCCUGCCGAAGCCCAUCACCAGAUCCAUAACGACGGUCAUAAGAGGACCAGAGGCCACGUUUCUCGCAGCAGCUCAAUCGACAGCACCAGUAGCUUGCUCGUCGCCAGCGCCAAGGUCUUGGCCUCAGUCACCGGAGAGACUAUCGAUGAGAACAACAGUAAUGACAAGAAAGGGACCGGAUCAGGAUCGGAUUCUGCAACUGAAACCACUAGCACUAGUACCAAUGGCACCACAACUCCGUUGUCGACCAACUCGACCUUAACUUCUACUAUCAGCGCGACCCCUGUGGUGUUGAACAAGAACAAGAGCAAGAAGCCCACAGUGUUUUCGGCUCAGAAUUAUCUCCGCUACCAGGGAGACAAGUUCAUUCACCGCUUCGAUGCCAACUGUUACAUUGCAAUUACUCGCAAGAUGGAUGUGCAUGAUGUUUCUGAAGGUCGUGGCGAACUUGUUGAUGUUCUUGAUAACAUUGUCCAGCCCUCCCUCGUCAUUGGUGUGGAGUCGGAUGGUCUGUUCACGAUCUCGGAACAAUACGAGCUUGCAGAACACUUGCACAACUCCGAGAUGGUGGUAGUGCAGUCACCCGACGGUCACGACGGAUUCUUGCUCGAGUUUGAACAGAUCAACAAUGCGAUCCUGUCGUUCAUGUCGAAGCACCAGCAUAUCCGCGACAUCCUCAGCAAGGAGGGCAUUCAGCCCGCUGCCGAAGUCGGUGCCGUUGUCAAGGAGUCGCUCUUUGGCGAGAGCGAGAUCGUCAACUGGUAG
Molecule: messenger RNA, 1533 nt
Organism: Linnemannia hyalina
Lineage: Eukaryota; Fungi; Mortierellomycota; Mortierellomycetes; Mortierellales; Mortierellaceae
Source: the annotation of a GenBank genome assembly